AUGCCUAUGCAGAGCACCAACAGAUUGCAGACACGACGCAUGGCUUGGUCAUCACUUACGGGUAAUACGAAGUUAUUACUAGUAGUUGUUAUUGUGGCCGCGACCCUGUUCCUGGAGCAUACUGCUGCUGCAGCUGAUGGGACUACAGCAGCCACCAGAAUCAGAAGCAUGGCUUUGCCAGGUUGCCCAGACAACUGCGGCGACACCGUCAUCCCCUACCCAUUUGGCACCAAGCACGGGUGCUUCCGGGAAGGCUUUAACGUCACAUGCGACAACAAUAAUCAAGCUGCAUACCUCGGGUGGUCUGCCAUCAGGAGCCUAAAGGUUUUGGGGAUCAAUCUCAGCCAAGGGGAGGCCCUCGUCCAGAAGCGCAUAACCAUGUGGUGCAUCAAUGAUACGGAUGUGCAGAGCCCCAGCUUCAAGCUCAUGAGUCCUUACUUGACUGGGUCCUCGGAAAUGAGACUUACAUCAAUGAAUGUGAUAAUCCAUCCAUUUAUCCUUGUAAAGAAAAGGAAGCUGGCAAAAGACAAGGAGAGGUUCUUCGUAGAAAAUGGUGGAAUGAUAUUAUAUCAACAAAGUCUCUCUAGACAGGUUGAAACAGUAACAAUAUUCACCUUAGAAGUUCUCAAGAAGGCAACAAACAAUUUUGACAAGAGCAGGGAACUGGGUAAAGGGGGCCAAGGCACUGUCUAUAAGGGCAUUCUGAGUGACAAAAAGGUAGUAGCUGUGAAGCGCUCCAAGGUUAUCAACAUGUCCCAAAAGGAAGAAUUUGUGCAGGAGAUUAUUAUACUUUCACAAAUCAACCACAAGAAUGUGGUCAGGCUUCUAGGCUGCUGCUUAGAAGUGGAAGUACCCAUAUUGGUUCCAUGGCGAUGUCAACUUGUCAAGUCUCUUAAUAUUCUCCUAGAUGAAAACGAUAUGGCAAAAGUAGCUGACUUUGGGGCGUCAAGGAUGCUUCCCAAGGAUGCGAUUCAGUUAAUGACGAUGGUACAAGGAACCUGGGGUUACCUAGAUCCAGAGUACCUGCAAGAGCGAAAACUUACAGAGAAGAGUGAUGUUUACAGCUUUGGGGUUGUGCUUCUUGAGCUAAUUACUAGGAAAAAGGCAAUAUACUCUGAAGGCCCUGAGGAAGGAGAAAGCCUAGCAUCAUCCUUCCUACAUGCAAUGAAAGAUAACAGAGUUGAAGGCAUCUUGGACACAAGCAUAAUGGGUGAGGAAAUGGUGGAACUUCUACAAGAAGUUGCUGAGCUAGGGAGACAGUGCUUGAGCGUCAAGGGGGAGGAUAGGCCUUCCAUGGCCCAAGUAGCCGACAAGCUGAAAGCUGUUCGCACUAGUUGGAGGGAGCUAUUGCUAUUGAAGCGUUAUAAAUCUGAUGUUGUAAUUGAGAGGUCAAGCGUGACUUCCGACGUGUCCCCAUAUGUUGCAUUCGGGUGA
Molecule: messenger RNA, 1434 nt
Organism: Miscanthus lutarioriparius
Lineage: Eukaryota; Viridiplantae; Streptophyta; Magnoliopsida; Poales; Poaceae
Source: the annotation of a GenBank genome assembly